AUGAUAUUCUCACUGCUGUAUUUACUCGCGCAAUUUGUGAUUCUCGUCGAUGCACAGAAUAAUUUCCAUCCGGAUUGCGCCGAUCCACACAACAAGGAGAUCUCUUGCUCGGUGCAUGUUGUGAGUUGUGAAGAGGAGUUAUUACUACCGGUGAAUGAUGGAGAUGAACCACCAGAAGCACACGACGUAAGAGUGGAACCAUUUGCGAGAGCGACGAAGCACAAACAUCAAUUACAUGUCGACAUUUCAUGGCAAAUGCCACCAAGCAAUAAUUCUUUCCGAAUUCGAGCCUUUGAAUUGGAAGUUGAAAGUGGUGAUGGAGGGGAAAAUCGAUGUUUUCUCUUUAAUGUCUCGAAUUUUGGAUGGACUGAGGAUUCGGCAUCGCCUCGAUUCCAUUUUUCAUCUGAAAGCCUUUUCGAAUUUUCUCACGUUUACUCGAUCCAUCUUCGAUCUCUUCCAAUGAGUAAAAAUAAGAAAUCUCAAGUCUCUCGCAAUGCAACAAUGCCCUCAAAUCCAGAUUUGGAGCAAGAUGAUCGGACAAAUAUUACAGCUUGGUGCAAAAAGCAUUCUGACCCACAAGCAUCAAAAUGGACAGCCGCUUUUCGGAGAAUAUUUCUGCACUCACUUGCAAGAACAAUCCAGGUGGAAUUCGUUGGCGCACCUCAACAAUAUUGCUUCGAAGCGUAUGAAGUGAGAUUGAAAGAUGAAUCGGGAAUGGAGCUGGCACACAGUCAUAUCGUUGAGGCAAAGGAUAUGAAAAACGAGACAAUCGGCGGGAAAGUAAUGUUUUUUGGAGAGUACAACUUCACUGGAUUAGAGGUUGAGACGGACUAUAUUCCAUCAGUGAUUCCCGUCGAAAGAUCGUCGGAUAGACGCUGCUUGUGCCCAACGCAGAAUGAAAAUCCGUACGACAAUCAAAUUGUGUGCAGUUGUAUUGCAGCUGAUUGGAAAAAAGUUCGCUUGGCCAGAAUCGACAAAUUACCCAGUUCACCUUGUCCUGAAUGCGUCAAAAAUGGAACACUUGACAAUAAACCACCGAAAAGUGAUCACAAGACUCUUUCUGUAUUGAUUGUUGUGGCUGUACUGGCAUUGAUCCUUCUUGUUCUUGUUUAUUAUCUUUUCGUCUUUUACAGAAGACAACGAAGACGUGGAAAAGCUCUGCGAUUUCAUUUCAAAAACGUUGACAACAAUGUUAUUGGAACCGCUGAACCAAAUCAACCGCUUAUCUAUAAUUCUUGUCUCUCUGUGUUGAUCGUUUAUUCACAUGAUUGUGCUUUUCACGAAGCAGCAAUCCAUGCUUUUGCUGAAGUACUUCGAGAUACUUUUGGACUUCAAGUACAUAUCGAUCAAUGGGAUCAAGAAGCGAUCGAAGAGAAUGUCAACACUUAUAUAAACUCGAGUAUUGUCAAAGCUGAUAAGGUGAUAAUCGUGAAUUCGAUUGGCGCGUAUAUGCGAACAAAAGCAAGACACCAAAAAAUGGAACCUCUUGAAAGGAUUCCCCAAGGACCGCUUGAUCGACUAUUUGAUCUGCAAAUUGAUUUAGCGUUACAACAUGCUCGAGUGAUAUCCGUUCGUUUCCCGUACACUCAAUCAUCAUGUACACUGUAUGCAUUAUCACCGCUGCUACAGUACACAAUUCCCGAUAAUCUUGGCCUCUUGGUUUCAUCGUUGACCGAAUGCACUCUAAGAUCGGAUCCGCGUCUUUCCGGUUUUGAUCCAAAUCUCUCAAAAUUGAACGCAGCUGUGUCACGAAUGAAUCACUAUCAAGAAAGUGAUCCAUCAUGGUUCGAGAAAAGUCAUCAUCGGAUUCAGCCAUAUUCGAUUACGAUGGAAAUGAAUCGAUUCAAUGAUUCGGGUCUUGGAGAUACAUUUAACAGUGAAAGAAAUAAAGCCCAAAUCAAUGGAAUGAGUAUAGAAGAAGUGGCGAAAGAAACGGAAACGACGUCACUUCUCAGCGAGCAACAAGCGAAUGUUCAUGAGGUAAUACCGGAGGAGCCAUCUGGUUGCUCAACGCCUCGACACGAGAUAUCGGAUUCAGCCUAUUUAUCGGGAAGAAUCGAUUCAGUGAUACCGACAGCGUGUACAUCGGAUGCAGAUAAUCGAUCAUCGGGAUCGGAUCGACCUGACGAUCCAAUCAUUUCAUUGGAGAAUUCUUCAAAAAAGACGGUGCUUCAAAAUGUUCCUUUAUCGAUGAAUGGAGAGAGAAUAGAAAACAUCGAAGCAGGGAAGAAAUUGAGGGAAAUCGGCGGGAAAGAUCCAGGAGGAGACUCGGGAAUGAUCACAUCGGAAUUUCAUCCAACAAUUCUUCAA
Molecule: messenger RNA, 2310 nt
Organism: Mesorhabditis belari
Lineage: Eukaryota; Metazoa; Nematoda; Chromadorea; Rhabditida; Rhabditidae
Source: the annotation of a GenBank genome assembly